AUGCCCUUGAAUAAUAUUCUCGAAGUUGAGUUGUUUGAUGUUUGGGGCAUAGAUUUUAUGGUACCUUUUCCCCUGUCCUGUGGCCAACAAUACAUCCUGUUAGCAGUAGAUUAUGUAUCUAAGUGGGUAGAAGCAGUGGCCUGUGCCAAGAAUGAUGCGUCCACUGUAUCUAAGUUUCUUACUAGGAAUAUCUUUACACACUAUGGAACGCCAAGAACCCUGAUAAGCGACGAAGGUACGCACUUUAUUAAUCGCAUCAUUUCCAAAUUACUUGCAAAAUAUAAUGUUAGGCACAAGAUUGCCACUGCCUACCACCCUCAAACAAACGGUCAAACGGAAGUAUCGAAUCGAGAAAUCAAGUCCAUCUUGGAAAAGUUCGUCAAUGCAACGCGGAAAGAUUGGGCACAGAGGCUGGAUAAGGCGCUCUGGGCCUACAGGACUGCGUACAAAACUCCUAUAGGAAAGUUGAAAUCCAGGUGGUCAGGACCUUUUAUUAUUAAAGCAAUCUUCCCAUAUGGAACUGUGGAAAUAACUCGAGAAAAUGGCACCAACGUGUUCAAGAAAUACGGGAGCAUCCCUCUGAGGGAUGAUCAUGAAGAUGUCGAUGGCUUAAUAGACAUAAAGUUAGUAAAGUGUCUACUUCGUGGUUCACCACAUCAACCUGCCUUACCUGCUAAGGAAGUGGCACCCAAGCCUCGAACAUCAAAACGCGCUCCCAAAAGAAGACGCGUCCUGAUUGUUGAACAUAACAAUGAAGCUUCAGAGCAUGAAGAACAUGAACCGGAGCCUGAACUUCUGGCUGAAGAAGCGCAACCAGCCCUUGAUUUUACUUCCCAUGACUCACCAUUGGCCCCGCCAGAAGGGAGUCCUGAUCAAACGCACCAAGAACCAACUCUUAUAGAUCAGGGCAUCCCUUAUUCUCUUUCUUCACCCCAACCAAGUCCAAUUCCCAACUUCGUGCCUCUUCCAAUAAUUUUUUAG
This is a messenger RNA of Benincasa hispida (wax gourd), 981 nucleotides long. The record is from RefSeq and is a predicted model, not a curated record. NCBI's taxonomy places the organism in Eukaryota, Viridiplantae, Streptophyta, Magnoliopsida, Cucurbitales, Cucurbitaceae.